GCGGCACAGCGUCUUCCGGACCCUGUCAGUAAAAAGGUUUCCGGGUCAGAGUCACAUCACUCAUCGCCAAGUACUUUAUUCUGAACUUCGCCGAACGACAAUCUUUGAGAAUAAUGACCAACGAUUUGUCCUCAACCGGUGACACCGAGCUGGACCAGUGUGUAGCUCAGUGGCUUCAGUAUGACAAGAACCCCAAAACAGCAUCUUUGGUGCAGGACCUGGUGAAGGAGGGAGCAGUGGAGGAGCUGAAGAAAUGUUUCUCCUCCAGGAUGGAGUUUGGUACAGCAGGUCUGAGAGCAGCCAUGGGCCCUGGCAUCUCUCGUAUGAAUGACCUCACCAUCAUCCAGACCACCCAGGGUUUCUGUCGCUACCUCGAGGAGAGUUUCAAGAACCUGAAGGAGCGCGGUGUGGUGAUUGGUUAUGACGCUCGGGCUCACCCUCCCAGCGGUGGCAGCAGCAAACGCUUUGCCAGUCUGGCUGCAGCUGUUUUCAUCAGUCGAGGGGUUCCUGUGCACCUCUUCUCUGGCAUCACCCCAACGCCAUUUGUGCCUUUUACUGUUUCCUACCUGGGUCUGUGUGCAGGUAUCAUGGUGACUGCCUCUCACAACCCUAAACAGGACAAUGGCUACAAGGUUUACUGGGAGAACGGUGCCCAGAUUGUGUCUCCCCAUGACAAAGGAAUCGCUAAGACCAUAGAGGAGAAUCUGGAGCCUUGGCCUGAGUCCUGGAAUGCAGAGGAGGCAUUGAAGAGCCCUUUGCUUAAAGACCCAUACCAGGAUAUUCACAUGCAGUACUUCAAAGCCAUCCAGAACCACUGUCACCACAGGGACAUAAACAAGAGUUCAGAGGUGAAAAUUGUGCAUACAUCUGUGCACGGUGUUGGUCAUGAGUUCGUCCAGUCAGCUUUCAAAGCCUUUGACCUUCGGCCACCAUUUGCUGUGGAGGAGCAGAAAGAUCCAGAUCCUGAAUUUCCCACCGUUAAAUAUCCCAAUCCUGAGGAGGGAGAGGGGGUGCUGACAUUGUCAUUUGCACUGGCAGAGAAGGAGGGGGCCACUGUGGUUUUGGCAAAUGAUCCUGAUGCUGAUCGUCUGGCCAUUGCUGAAAAGCAAGAGAGCGGACAGUGGCGAGUGUUCAGCGGUAAUGAGCUGGGAGCGUUGCUUGGUUGGUGGAUGUUCCACUGCUGGAAACAGCAAAACUCUGACGCAGACGCAGUUAAAGACCUCUACAUGCUAGCAAGCACCGUCUCGUCAAAGAUACUGCGUGCCAUCGCUCUCAAGGAAGGCUUCCACUUUGAGGAAACAUUAACAGGUUUCAAGUGGAUGGGAAACAGAGCCAGAGACCUUUUGGACCAGGGCAAGAGUGUUCUCUUUGCUUUUGAAGAGGCCAUAGGGUAUAUGUGUAGUCCCUCUGUAUUGGACAAGGAUGGAGUGAGUGCUGCAGCCAUAGCAGGAGAGAUGAUUUCCUAUCUGGCCACUAAAAACACCAGCCUCUCUCAAAAGCUCACUUCAGUCUUUGAACAGUAUGGCUACCACAUUAGUAAGAACUCCUACUUCAUCUGCCAUGAUCAGAAAGUGAUUUGCACCUUGUUCGAGCGCCUGCGCAGCUACGGUGGCCAGAAGGACUCGUAUCCCACUGAAUGUGGCCGCUUCUCCAUUUCUGCUAUAAGAGACCUGACCACCGGCUACGACAGCAACCAACCUGAUAAGAAAGCUGUCCUUCCCACCUCCAGUUCCAGUCAGAUGAUCACCUUUACCUUCUCUAAUGGGGGCGUGGCCACCAUGAGGACCAGUGGCACUGAGCCAAAAAUUAAAUACUACACUGAGCUCUGUGCUGCUCCUGGUAACAGCGAUGUGACACAUCUGAAGAAGGAACUGGACGACCUGGUUGACGCCAUUGUUGAACACUUCUUCGAGCCGCAGAAAAAUAAUUUGCAGCCUAAGCCUCAGUAGCAUUCACAGGACAUGUAGUCGAAAUCAGGACUAGUUUGAACUAAACAUCCCUGACUUGCAUUUCACACAAUGUCUUAAUUUCUCCAGAUGGUAUUCUUGACUUAAUACAGGCUUUGUUUUGCUUUAUAACCACAUUGAUGACACUUUUACCGCACAACACUGUUUAUCUGCCAUUUCAACAUGCAACAGAAAUACUGAUACUGAUCUGCCAGGUUAAUGGCUGCCUGUGACUUAUUUGUUUAGCCAUACAUGUUAGUGAAGGGUCCAGAUUCAUUGUCAGUAAGCAUCACUAUUACCAUUCCUGAACCUGACUUCUAUUUAACAUGUGCCAUUCCACACUGUGCUUUAUGAAGAGUUCCUAUCGAAUGUAUAUGAGAUGUUGUAAACAGCUGUUGAACACUGAUAAUGUAAUAAAUAAUUUAAUACGA
Messenger RNA from Solea senegalensis (Senegalese sole), 2377 nucleotides. RefSeq names its product phosphoglucomutase 2 (gene pgm2). Gene Ontology annotation, molecular function: magnesium ion binding; phosphopentomutase activity. The transcript is spliced from 13 exons. The record is from RefSeq and is a predicted model, not a curated record. The coding region runs from base 114 to 1949 and encodes 611 amino acids. Gene Ontology annotation, biological process: carbohydrate metabolic process; purine ribonucleoside salvage. NCBI's taxonomy places the organism in Eukaryota, Metazoa, Chordata, Actinopteri, Pleuronectiformes, Soleidae.